Messenger RNA from Drosophila persimilis, 2274 nucleotides. Its product is annotated as E3 ubiquitin-protein ligase RFWD3. The transcript has 2 exons. NCBI's taxonomy places the organism in Eukaryota, Metazoa, Arthropoda, Insecta, Diptera, Drosophilidae. The record is from RefSeq and is a predicted model, not a curated record. Gene Ontology annotation, molecular function: ubiquitin protein ligase activity; protein binding. Gene Ontology annotation, cellular component: nucleus. Gene Ontology annotation, biological process: protein ubiquitination; interstrand cross-link repair. The coding region runs from base 61 to 2094 and encodes 677 amino acids.
CAUUUAAGAAAUCAAAUUUUUUGCGCCAGUUCUUGAUGAAAUUUAAGAUAAUCAACGGUUAUGAGUCACGAGGAAAGUGAUGACAGUUGGGAGCAAGUGGCGGAUACCGAUGACGACGCCACCGCCGAUGCCGAUGCCGACGACGACGCCACCGCCGAUGCCGAAGCCUAUUCGGAGGAAAGUCAGGAGUCUCUUCAGCCCGUUGUGCGACGCCAGAACUGGCAAAGAUUUAUCACACAGUAUCCCGAACUAGCGAUGGUUGGCGGGCUGCCAGUGGAACUGCAACAACUAGAAGUACUUAUGGAUCCAGGACUGUCAGCAUUGGAUGUCCUGGCGCCGUUGGAGCGUCGCGAGGCUGAUGGUGAGGCUGAUGCGCAGCAAGCGGCUGCAGCAGACGAUGCUGCAAAUGAUGUGGAAGUUCUUGAGGCAGAACUGAACGCCCUAGAGGAGGAUGCGGAGCCACAGCCGCAACCUGCCAGUCCGCCGACCAACUCGCAAAGAGCCCCAGGACAGGGAGAUAUCAUAAAUCUAGAAACACCAUCGCCGCCAAAGAAACGCAAGCGUCUAUGCGCUGCAGACAAAAGCCUGACGAAGACGCCCGAGCCGACAAAGGCUCCUGCGCCACCACAAGUGGACGAAGACGAUGGUCUCACGUGCCCCAUCUGCCUGGACUCGUGGGAGAUGAGUGGAGACCAUAGACUGGUCUCUUUACGCUGUGGCCAUCUGUUUGGAGAGGAAUGCAUCCGCCGCUGGCUGGCCGAAAGCCAGAGACAGUCGUCCGUGAAGGUGUGCCCCCAGUGCAAGUCAAAGGCCACAUACAGGGACAUCCGCCACCUGUAUGCCAAGCGCAUCGUAGUGGUGGACACCGAAAUCAGGGAUCAGCUGGAGGAAGAGCGCCGACGCAACCACAUCCUGGCCACAGAGCUGUCGGCCGCAAAACUGGCUCACUUCGUGACCAGCGAUAAGCUGUUGCAAACGAAAAAGAAAUACGACCAGCUGGUCGCUUUGACCGAAGGAACUGGCGGCCGUGGAGCGUUCUCCGUUCUGUCGGAUGCAGCAAAGAAAAGGCCCAUCCAGCAGCUGCCCAUGCAUCGCCUAUACAUGGAGAAGAACUUUGAGAUCACCCGCGACCCCGGCUGCCGCGUGAUGCACUUCUCCAGCAAACACUCGCUGCUGAUGGCCAGCCAGAAGAGUGGCCAGAGCCUGUUCCCCGGCUACGGAGUGCGCUUUAUCGAUCCCUUAAACUUCCAGCCGCUGCACUUCCUUUACACAACGGCCAUGCUGGUGCGGGAUAUCGCAUUCAGUGAUUCGAAGCAGCUGCUGGCUGUGUCCAGUCGCGAGUCCAAGAUCAAGCUGUUCGAUGUACGCACCAAGCUGCAGUCGUGCAUGGUCUCAGCAAUGGAUAAGACGCUCUGGGCCUGCGGCUUCGAUCGUAACGACCGGGAUAACUAUCUGUAUGGAGGCGAUCUCCGUGGCGGGGCCUACAUCUAUGAUCUGCGCUUUCCCGAUAGCAUUCUCGGCCAAUACCAGGCCAAUGAGAACUUUAGUCCUGUGAUACACAUCGAGGCUGUGCCCCCGAACAAGACCUUUCCCUAUGGGGGAUUCCUCGUCUGCCAGCUUUCUGCGUUGUCCUUCUACGAGUAUGUUUCGGCCGGCGAAGUGGCCCAGGCCACGCGCCUCAAUGUCGACGGACCGUUCCUCUCAAUGCAGUACGACCAUGUGCAGGACACUCUGCUCAUUUCGGCUCGCAGCAAUCCGAACUCGCCCAACUCUCGGUUCAUACUGGGGCAACUGGACAAGAUCGAAGACAUCCCGGUGUUCCGGGCGAGAGUCACCAUCUUUGGACCCUCAGCCACGCCCAUCAUGACACGACCCACUCAGCUGGGUGUCGAGGAUAACACCCUGAUCGUUAGCUAUCUGCAGAAUAACAAGCAGCUGAUGCUGUACGACGUCCGCCGGGAGGAGCGUGUCCAAACGAUGCCCGUCAAUGAGGUGAUCUACGACUUUUGUCCCGUGAGCAACAGCAUUGGCUCCUAUCUGGCCGCCUUGACCGACAAUAAGUGUCGCGUGUACAAGCUCAAUAGCACGGGAUAGAGAAGGAUGGAUAGACGGAUGGAUGGAUAGAUGGAUAGAGAAGGGUGGAUUGAUGGAUCAUUUUCUGUGAAAAUGUCUCCUCCUUCAGUAAAUGUUUAAUUUUUUUGUAUUUUUAGUUCUUAAUUCUUGCGUUUAUUAAAACAUUUCUCAGAACAUAAAUCUAAAUGUAAUUCCAUGUAA